Molecule: messenger RNA, 2552 nt
Organism: Glossina fuscipes
Lineage: Eukaryota; Metazoa; Arthropoda; Insecta; Diptera; Glossinidae
Product: arginine kinase
Exons: 2
Coding region: 1115-2506 (463 amino acids)
Biological process (GO): phosphocreatine biosynthetic process
Molecular function (GO): creatine kinase activity
Source: RefSeq, a predicted model, not a curated record
AUUCCGAAUUUUAUUUCAACAUCAAGCAUAUACAUAGUUUAUGGGAUUUGCGUAAGACGUUUUAAUUGGGUGUUGCAAACGUUUUCACCAAAUGAGAAUAUUCGUAUACCAAGAUGUUUCGUUGGUGGGUGCAAAAAAAUAAAAAUAAAAAAAAAAAAUAAAAUAAAAAAAAAGUAAAUAAACUCUUUAAGAACUCAUAAAAGUACUUUUACCUUUUAGGCAGAGCAGUAGAUAGAAAAGAAAGUCGAAAUAAAAAUCGCAGUAACAACAAGAGCGAGAUAUGCGAGUACAACCUAAGAAACAUGAUAAUAACUAGAACAAUAGCAAUAAGAAAAUGAGUGAUACAGGGCACCCAAUCAACAUGCGCUUACAAGGAUCUACGUGUAAAUGACGUAGGCUUGUUUCUGUCUGCAGUUGUGGAUAUGCAAUUGAACCACAUCAACCUGUUCAUUCGUUUUACAUUUACGUAUGAACAUAUAUAUGUACAAACAUUCUGUCAAUAGUUAAGCUCUCUCUCUCUCUCUCUCUCUCUCUCGCUCUCUGACUUUAAUUUAUAAUGAAUUGCAGCAAGGACAUGCAUGCUACCUCAUCAAUAAUAAUAAUAAUAUCAUGUAAGUGAUAAUAAAACUAACUUUCAGCAGUAGCAGCAGCAGCAGCCAUAGCAGGACUUUUAAUGUAUUUUCUUUGUUAUUAGUGCUAAGCUAAGUAAACCGCUAUGAAAUAAUAUUGCGUGCGUGUUGCAUUGUAGCCGUUGUUUUUUCAAUUUUUGUUAUGAUUUUGUGCAUUUAGUUAAAUUGCCUUUGCCGUUGCCGUUGCUGUUGCCGUCUUUACAUAUAUAUAUAUAUAUAUAUAUAGAUAGAUACUACGUAACUAACUACUGUGCUAUUAAAUCGAUAUUGCUUUCGAAUCAAAAUCUUGUAUUGUUUGCUUUUCAAGUCAUUGCCACAAAUUUUUUUGAAAAGUUUUAUGAAUUUUUUUUGGAGAAAAAAUUGAAAAAUUUUUUAGUUGUUUUUUUUCCGUUUGCAAACAGAUAUAAAAAGAAAAGAAAUAAAAGAUAGUUAUUUUGCGAAUGUUCUGCGAAAAUGUCGUCGGUAAGCUUAAGAGUAAAUGAAUCAUGUUUUAUCGAUUGCCUUAUUAUUCUUAUAAAUUGCAGAUUGAAUCGAAACGUGUACAAUAUCGUAAGUACUUGGAGAGAGCUGGCGUUAUCGAUGCUCUAAGUAAAGCUUUAAUUAAGCUUUAUGAGGAGCAAAAUAAACCGGAUGAUGCAAUACGCUUUGUGCGCAAGUUCAUGUGCGAAUCAUGUCCCGACGAUACCCAAUUUGACGCUAUGAAGGCUGAUUUAGAAGAGGCUAAUAAAACGAUUAGCAAGUUGGAACAAGACCUCGAGCGUUUGAAGGAUCAAAUCAAAAAAUCGCCUGAAGAAAUUGCCGAACUGCUUGAAGAAGGUUUCAAAAAACUCGUUGAAGAUGAAGAGCAUACCGGUUCGUUGUUACGCAAAUAUCUUACGCGGGAAAUUUUGGACGAAUAUCUGAAAUUGACAACUCCUCCGCCGGUAGAAGCGUCUCUUUUAGAUUGCAUACAAUCCGGUUUGACCUUCCAUAAUUCAUCAUGCGGAGUAUAUGCCGCUGAUGUAGAAUCGUAUGAAAUGUUCAAUAAACUUUUCGAUCCCGUCAUACGUGACUAUCACGGCCAAUUGGAAACUGAUAAAGAGCAAUUACAGCCCGAGGCAGAAUUUGGCAAUCCGGACGAAAUUGAAAAUAUGGAUCCCGAGAAGAAAUAUAUACUUUCGACCCGUAUUCGCGUAGCUCGCAACAUUGAGGGCUUUCCGUUUUUUAUGAAGUUACGUGAAAAGCAAUUCCUUGAGAUUGAGGAAAAAGUAAAGGCCUCGACUGAUUCGUUCGAUGGUGAAUUAGCCGGUGCCUAUCAUUCGUUGAAGGACAUCUCACCCGAAACUCAAGAAGAAAUGGUUAAACGUCAUAUCUUAUUUCGCAGAGGCGAUGAAUAUUUACAAGCGGCUGGAUGCUAUAGAUUUUGGCCGGUAGGUCGUGGCAUUUUUUAUAAUCCGGCCGAAACUUUUCUCAUAUGGGUAAAUGAGGAAGAUCAUUUGCGUAUAAUAUCGAUGGCUAAAUGUGGAGAUUUAGGUGACGUUUAUAAUCGCUUAAUAAAAGGUCUAACGGAAUUGGAAAAAACUAUCACUUUCAUGCGUCAUCCUUUAUACGGUAAUGUAACUGUUUGUCCCACAAAUCUAGGCACGACAAUGCGCGUUUCGGUGCAUAUACGUUUGCCUCUCUUAUCCCGUGACCAAGAUCGUUUGAAUGGCAUGGCAGCAGAAUUAAAUCUACAGAUACGUGGUACUGGCGGCGAGCAUACAGCCAUUGAAGAUGGGAUCAUGGAUGUGUCUAAUAGGAAGCGUUUGGGUGUAACUGAGUUCGAGUUAAUCAAGACUUUGCAGGAGGGCAUUCUGACUUUGAUCAAAGCCGAGCAGGAACUUGAAGCUAAAGAAUAAUUUCUAAAUAUCGGCAUCAUUUUUUUUUUUUUUUGCUUCUAAUUUA